Molecule: messenger RNA, 2586 nt
Organism: Amoebophrya sp. A120
Lineage: Eukaryota; Dinophyceae; Syndiniales; Amoebophryaceae
Source: the annotation of a GenBank genome assembly
AGUUGAUGUUGUAUUACCAACAGGACAAGCUAAAGAUUCAUCAUCAUUCGAUCCAGCAUAACAAGUCCAAGUCAUAAAUAUGAAGCUGUGCUGAGAGAGGAAGAUCAUGCCAUCUACUUCCGUGCGCGCCGUGCUGCCCACUAGCACCGCAAACCAAGCUUCGUCGUUGAUGUUCCGGCACCACCCCCACUCCCACCAUCCCCGGAUCAUCUCCCGUCAGCACCCGUUGGUAAAGCACCUCCGUGACCUCCGGCGCAACCGGCACUAUCGCAACGCCGAGACCUUGUUUGUGAAAGGCGGCAAUUUGAUCGCCAGCUCGCCCGUGGCGCCUCGCAGGAUUGUGGUGCCGUUGUUGGGAGCCGGAGAUAGAAGUACUUAUUGGGAUCGGGAUGAUCAUGAUAUUAAUUCUACAGCUAGUGCUGCUGCUGUAAGAACAAGGGACGAGGCGUUAUUUUUAGCCGAGGACCACAGCGCGAAUGAUUCUGUCGCCAGCGAAAGCGCCAGUCCCCCUGAGAGAGUGCACCAGGCGCCGGUAUCGAGCAGGAGCAACGGCGACAUUUUGCCCAACCUGGAGGCUGCAGUGGAGCAUCGUUGGCCUGGACAGAGGGUGGAGAUCACAAGACUACCGGCGGAGCUGCUUGAAUACAUUGUCGCUGACGGGCCUUCCGAUGCCAGAACAACAAUCGGGGGAAGGGCUGGUCGUGGCAACACUCUGGGCCCGCAGUGGCGCCAUCAUGAUCUACUUCACAGAAACUCACACAACUACCUCGAACGUGAAAGAAGACCAAAAUUAUGUGACGAGGAGGAGGACACAGCAUGCGCACCAGGACGGCCCUCGACGGGUUUCUCGUCGGGAGUUGGACAUCAAGAAGGAAACUCAGUGGCAGAUGAGGACAACUACAACGGCAACGGGAUAAUGAACACCGUACUGCCCAGAAAAAUGAACGAUCACUCCGGCAUCGUCCCGAGAAAACACGGCGCAACCCCAGAACAAAUGUUGCAGCAGUGCUUUCGCAGCUGCUGUGGUGCAGCAGGGAUCAUGGAAUCUAGUACCACUGCCGGGUCAGGAUCAUCUACACCUGCACUACGAGAACUACAACUCGGUGGACCACCAGCGCCGACAGCCAAAGCUGCUCACUUCGAUGGCCUGAUCGUCGCAGAGCUGGACCGUCCGGAGAGCAAGGAUGAGGCGACGCUAUUCAUCUCCAACAAGAACUCUCAUCUUGUUCACUGUUCUUACAACCAGAACGAACUCGCAGACUCAGAAUCCAACAACUCCUCGACCAAAAAUCACGGACUGAGGCUGGUGCUGGCCCUCGACAACAUUCAAUACCCAGACAACAUGGGGCAACUGAUAAAGCUCGCGAGCGCCUACAAGUUUGACGCGGUCUUCACUACCCCGUGUUCCGUAUCGCCACUGAACUGGCGUAGUUUGCACUACUCGGGGCUGUUGCCGAACUGGGGGCUUCCCUGGGUGGUAUGCUGUGCAAAAGUAGCGUACUCGUAUUACUACACUCACAAAAAUCAAUGAUGAAAAUCCGGCACAACUACAUGACAAACCUCCUACUAACUUCCCAACCUAAAUCAGCAUGACGGAUUUCAGUUGUCAACAUGCUGCGACAACUUGUAAUUAUGGCGCAAAAAGAGUUACUUACUAGUAGAGACCGCGAGAGUUGUAGUUGUACGAGGAUCAUACACAUACUUUUGCAAAAAUUCAUAUCUGGAGGGGUGCACCAACGUGAAGCGAGAUUUGUUCGAGAAGAUCGUGCAAAAACACAACCUGCUCCCCAUCGUGGCCAGCAGUGACGAGGGAAUUAGCACCACAUUGCAGUCGAUUUUCUCGGACAAGACGUGCCGACACUACUUGGGAGGUGCUGGCGGUGGUGGUCGUGUGGGUAAAAACAAGAAUAACUUCGACGGGUUGUGCCUGAUCCUAGGCUCGGAGUCUUUUGGCCCUUCUCCGUACUGCAUGGAAAACAGUAUUAUGAACUGCAAAAGUAAGUAUCGUACUCGUAGUAAUUGCUGCUAUGCAUGACUAAUCUCUCUCUUAAGGGAAAACAGCAUUACAAGUUUCAUUUGUAAUGCUUAGCGAAUUUGUAAUGCAAUUUAUACUAGUACGAUGCUUUUGCACAGGAUAAGUAUAAAAAUCCGCGUGCCCAUGGCGUCGACCCUGCUCCAGUCACUGAAUGUACAUGUGGCAGGGGGCAUUUUGAUGGAGGAAAUCCGGACCCAGGUGGAUAGGUACUUUUUUGCAAAUCACGCAUGAGGACCACGCAUGUAUAGUUUAAUCUUCUAAGAUGAAGAUCGUCAAAGAUGACGAAAACGUGAACGUGUCGAGAUAAUAUCACGGGCGGCUGCGAUGGAUUUUUAUCGUGCCCACGUGGUAACCUACAUAUAACGAAAACGAAUAGAUUUGAUUUUGCCUAAGUCCUGGUAAACAAUGUUGCGCACGCAAUAAAAAGAAAUGAGUGGACCCCUGGAAGGCCGCGAAAAAAGAUUUCCAUGUAGUUGUCUGCAGUUUGUUGCCCCUCCGCUGGGGAGCAUGACUGUUGAGAAGGUCUAUUCCCGACAGCAAGUCGAAGUCGU